AACAGUUUGGAAAUCUUGAAGGUUCUAUAUUUCUCGCUCUUACCCCAUAUAUAAAAGAAAAGCGCAAUGCAACUUCUAUUCGAAUGCCUCUUGAUCUUGUCGGCAGUCUACUGCUCUUCGGCCCAGUACGAAUUAAAUCCCGGACCCAAUUUCCGAUCUGGCCCACAGCCAUCGUUUGAAGCUGAUCAAAUAAAGGCCGAUGACCGCUUCAUCAAAACAGCGUCGUGGACUCUGACAACGUUGACCGUCACUACAGUUACCACUAGCGUAACAACAUGCACCACCUCCACUGCCGGUCUCUCCAUCUGCACCGCUUCCGGCCGCCGUCGUCGUGGUCUUAACUUGAGCGGAAACAAGGAGGGGCGCGGACUCUUCUACAACGAGAACGAAGAACAGAGCGAAGAUGGCAGCAUUUUCCUUCCGCUACCUGAAAUAAACCAAGAUGAAGCCGUGAAAUCUGUAGCUGAGCCAACCCGAGAAGUCCGCAUGCAAGAAGCAGCACCGGUCCCAUUUGUCGUCCAGCCCGGAUUCAACGCUCCUGCCGGCCAAGGCCGAGUUUUGCUGUACUUUGGAACCUCAACUGUCACCACCACUUCUACGACAACAACCACUACUUCAUUAACUGCCGCCUGCCGAAGCACCACUGGGUACCAAUUGUGUGGAUCUACUGGCAAAUAAAGUUUUGCGUGACAAUCUUGUGCAUUUAUUUUGCCCUAUCAAAAAUUUGGGGACAAAUUCUGGUAUAUUUAUCAAAAUGACAAAAUAAAACAACCCUUUUAGACCUUUGUUGAAAGAAUUUAAUUGAAUUACUGGGCCAUUUUUUAUUGUAAUUUAUGGUGUGAUCGAGACCCAUUCCGUUUGGGAAAUGGUUGUAAAGUGAAAUGAAUACAUUUUUAAACCGUC
Messenger RNA from Daphnia pulex (common water flea), 903 nucleotides. RefSeq lists its product as uncharacterized. The transcript is spliced from 2 exons. The record is from RefSeq and is a predicted model, not a curated record. NCBI's taxonomy places the organism in Eukaryota, Metazoa, Arthropoda, Branchiopoda, Diplostraca, Daphniidae. Bases 67 to 678 code for a protein of 203 amino acids.